Rhinichthys klamathensis goyatoka is the source of this 618-nucleotide messenger RNA. Its product is annotated as ladderlectin-like. Bases 4 to 471 code for a protein of 155 amino acids. The record is from RefSeq and is a predicted model, not a curated record. Lineage: Eukaryota; Metazoa; Chordata; Actinopteri; Cypriniformes; Leuciscidae. The transcript is spliced from 5 exons.
AUCAUGGCAAUGCUGAAAAUCUGUCUGCUGCUUUUCAUCGUCUUCUCCAUUGGGAAUACAGAAGAGUGCAGAAACACAAAUGCCAGAAGAUGCCCUGCUAGAUGGAGGAAAUUUGGUCUCCAAUGCUACAAGUACUUUUCUGGUCCGGCUAACUGGAUCACUGCAGAGGAAAACUGUCUAAGUCUUGGUGCGAAUCUCGCAUCUGUGCGUAAUAACCAGGAAAAUAAAUUCCUGCUGAGUCUGUUGCCUUGUUCCACACGUUCUUGGAUUGGUGCUCAUGAUGCUGUACAAGAAGGACACUGGUUGUGGAGUGAUGGAUCUGUGUUUUCGUAUACCAACUGGUGCUCUGGACAACCUAGCAAUUACCAGGGUGCUGAGAACUGUUUGGAGAUCAACUAUUCCUCCAACCGUUGCUGGAACGAUGCGUCCUGUUCAGACUCGAUGCCCUAUAUCUGUGUUAAGAGCCUGUGAGACCGUCAUCCUGCUCCAGUUACUUUGAUUCAACUACAUUUUUCCAAUAUUACACAUGUUAUUCUGAAAUCAAAUCUCUUCUAAACUUUAAUCUCUUUUCAAUACUUUUACUGAAAUGCUCAUUAAUAAAAGCACUGGAAAACUAAA